This is a messenger RNA of Paramecium pentaurelia, 4098 nucleotides long. NCBI's taxonomy places the organism in Eukaryota, Ciliophora, Oligohymenophorea, Peniculida, Parameciidae. The record is from the annotation of a GenBank genome assembly.
AUGAGUGAAAGCAGUCCAGAAAAAAAACAAGAAGAAUUAGAAAUGACUUCAUAAUAAAAAGAUAAUGGAACCAAUAAUUAAAUACUUACUGUUUUAAAUGAUUAGUAGGAAGAGGCUUAGCAAGAAUAAUAACCAUUAAAUAUGUAGGAUGGAUAAGAUGAACCUUCAAUGUUGACAAUUCCUGAGGAAGAAGAAGAUAAAUUUUAUCCUUAUUAUCACGGUGAGAAAAGUUGGAUAAUAUCAAAGUUUUUUUUCUUACAUCUGACAGAAUAUUCAUUAUUUUUAAAGAGAAAUGUAUUAGACAAAGGACAUAAAAUUCUCGAAAAACACCUACCAAAAUUAUCACCUUGGGAAGACUUAAAAGAAUCUGUGGAAGUUUCAUAAAAAACAGUGAAAUAAAAAAAAAAAAUUUCUUGUGGUGAUUUAGUGAAAAUUAUAUUUUUUGGUUAAUUAAAGUGGAUAAGUUUAGGAUGUUUUUUCUCAUAUAGUUUAGAAGCUCUUGUAAGAAAUGGCGUAUCAAUAGUAAUGAGUAAAGUAAUUACGAGUGCUGCAAAUAAUGAAAAAGAUAAUGCAUAUGGAUUCGCUACAUUGUUGGUGUUUCUAAAUUUAUUAUGUGUUUUUACAAGACAUCAUGGUUAUAACUUAGCUAUGAUUUUUUCAUCAAAAGCAAGAAUGACACUUAUAAAUUUAGUCUACAUAAAAUUAACAGAAUUAAGUGCCUACUCCAUAAAAGAGGCAAAUAUAGGUAAAAUAUUAAAUUUAGUUUCUGGUGAUAUAAAUUAUCUUGAAUUCGUACUUAUUAUGAUAUUCUAAAGCAGUGUAUGUUUUAUAUCUAUGAUUUUUGGAUGCUACAUUUUAUGGGAUAGAUUUAGUGGACCUAUUGGAAUGAUUGCACUUGCUAUUAUAUUUGUAGCCUAUCCUAUAUAAAUAUUACUCUAAUCUUUUAAUUCUGAGACUCUUAAAACUUCUAAGUAAUAUUAAGAUCAAAGAUUAAAAUUAACUAAUGAACUUAUUGAAGGUGUCAGACUUAUUAAAAUGUAUGCUUGGGAAUUAGCUUUUAAUAAAAUGAUAUCAAUUAUGAGAUAAAAGGAGUAUAUAUGUUUAUUAAAAAUCAGUUUUAGAUCAGCUAUUGAUAGAUUAUUUAGUUUAAUUUCUUAAGUUUGGUCAAGUUUUAUUUUCUUUGUUAUUUUAUAUUAUGGAGGCUUCAGACAAACUAUGACUGUGGCUGAAAUGAUUUCAACAAUUCAAUUACUUACAUUUUUUAAAAUAAGUUGUGUUUUUAUGGUUUCAUAUGGAAUUUAAUCAGUAAUCCAUAUUAAAGUAUCAUUUACAAGAAUAGCAACUAUUUUAAAUAUAGAAAAUUCAGAAAUGACAAGUUUAGAUAAGAUUUUAUUGAAAUCAGAUAAUAAUACUUAAUCCAAAGAAUAUAAUGGUCCAAGAAUUUAACUUAAAAAUUUUACUUCAUUUUGGAUAAGCAAAGUUACUGAGACUACAAAACCAGUUCUUAAAAAUUUAACAUUGGAUAUAUAAGCUGGAGAGGCUUGGGCUUUUAUUGGAAGAGUUGGUUGUGGAAAAUCAACUCUUCUUAGUGCCUUUCUACAUGAAAUUCCUGCGUAUAAAGGAUCAUUCAAAAUUGAUGGUUAAGAAGCCAAUAAAGGUGUCUUAACUAUUGCAUAUGUUGAAUAAGAACCAUUUAUUUUUCCAGAUACUAUUAAAAGAAAUAUCUUGUUUGGUAGAACAUAUGAUAAAGUUUUGUAUCAAAAAGUGUUGCAUGCUUCUUAAUUAGAAGCAGAUUUAUCUUUGAUGAAAUUUUAAGAUCAUACAGAAAUUGGAGAAAGAGGUACAACUCUAUCAGGUGGUUAAAAGGCUCGUUUAUCUUUAGCUAGAGCUUUAUAUUAAUAGGCUGACCUAUAUUUAUUUGAUGAUCCUUUGUCUGCUGUUGAUGCAAGUGUAGCCAAAAAUAUAUUUCAUAUGGCUAUCAAAGAAUUCAUUUUUGAUUAUUAAAUAUAAAGAAAUCCAUCAAAGAAAAAACCAAUUGUUAUUUUGGUUACACAUUAGGUAUAAUAUGCUGUUGAAUGUGAUAAAAUUGCAAUAUUAAAUGAUGGAGAAUUAAUUGCUUAAGGUUCUUAUGAGGAUAUUAAAUCAAAUUUAUAUAUGAUAAAUGAAGAAUUAGCCCAAUAAUUAAACAACACUAAAGAAUCAAAAAAAUAAGAAUUCAUUAGACCAUAAUUUUAGAAAAGAAUAAAAAUGAGAAAUUCUGUUGCUAAUAACCUUAUAGGUAAAGAAGCUGAUUAGCAAUCAUUGAUUACUUUAAAAACAUAUUUUAGAUACUAUAAAUUUUGGAAUUUAAUAAUCAUUUUAUGCGUUUUAAGUUUAGAAGCUGGUUCAGAAGUUCUUAAUAAUUUCUAUUAGAGAAUCAUUUCCCUUUUUGAAGAAUAUUAAUAAGAAAAUGAUAUAGAUACUGCUUACUUUCUUUUAGGAAUGUUAACUUUAGGGCUUUUCCUUUCUAAUUUUAUGAAAUAUGCUUUAAAUACAUAUUCAGUUUAAACAUCCACUUAGAAAAUACAUUAGUAAAUGCUUAAAUCUUUAACUUUAGCCCCAGUUUCAUAUUUUGAUGUAAAUCCUUCUGGAAGAAUUAUCAAUAGAUUUUCAAAUGAUUUAUCUUUGUGUGAUAAUUAAACAAACUCUGUUAGUUUAGAUGUUUUGGAAAUUAUUGGUGGUUUUAUAUUUGCUCUUAUAACUUUGGCUAUCUUACAACCAUACUUUUUAAUUAUGAUUGUUUUUAUUAUCACUGUCGAUAUUUAUUAGUUUAGCUAUGCAAAGAAGAUUAUUAGUUAACUUAAAGAGGUUGAGUUAAUGUAAAGAAGCCCUUUAUUUGAUUUUUUAAAGAAAACUUUAGGAGGUGUCAUCUAAGUUAGAGUUUAUGAAUAACAGGCAUGGUUUAGAGAAUAAUUUUUAGAGAUUUCAAAUAAAUGCAAUCUUAAUGCCCUAACAUAUUAUUAUUCUUCAAGAUCUUUUGGUUUUAAUUUGGAUCUAGUAGGAUUUAUAGCUUAGACAGUAGGAAUAUUCAUUUUUGUAAAAUUAAAUUAUGAUGAUGUUGCAAUUUUGUCUUAAGGAUUAUUACUUUUGACUACAUAUAAUGAUGCUUUAUAAUGGGGAUUAAGGCAAUUAAUUACUUUUGAGACUUAAAUGAAUUCAUAUAAUAGAAUGUUUUAAAUUAUUGAUAUAUUACCAGAGUCUCCUCAUGUAAAAGAAGAAGAUUCAAAAUAUCCAGACUUUCCAAAAGAUGGUAGAGUUAAAUUUUAAAAUGUUUUUAUGAGAUAUAGAUAAAAUUGUGAUUUAGUAUUAAAAGGAUUGUCAUUUGAUAUUUAAAGUGGUUAAAAGAUAGGUUGUGUUGGAAGAACAGGAGCAGGAAAGUCUUCAAUUCUAUAAGCAAUCUUUAGAAUGUCAGAGAUUGAAAAUGAUAAAGAAUCAAAAUUAUUAAUUUCAGAUUUAGAUGUUAGAAAAUUAGGAUUACAUAAAUUAAGAAGUAAUAUUGGAAUCAUUCCUUAAUCACCUUUUUUAUUUACAGGAACUAUAAGACGAAAUUUAGAUCCUUUUGAUAAUUUUACUGAUGAAUAAUUAUGGAAGGCUUUAGAAUAGACAGAUCUUAUAAAUCAUGUAAAAGCAUUUUAAAAUGGUCUUUUAACAGAUAUGAGUGAUGUAAAUUCAGUAUUUUCAGUUGGUUAAAAAUAAUUAAUUUGUUUAGCUAGAAUAAUUCUUUUCUAAAAGAAAAUUAUUGUUUUAGAUGAGGCAACUGCAAAUGUUGAUAUGAAAACAGAUGAUUUUAUUUAGGAAACCUUAAAAAAAAAAUUUACAGAUUGUACUUUAAUAACAAUUGCACAUAGAUUAAACACAAUUGCUGAUUAUGAUAAAGUUAUGGUAGUAAGUGAAGGAUAAGUCAUUGAAUUUGAUACUCCUUUUAAUUUAUUAGCUAAUUCAAUUAAUUCAACCUAUGUAGAUAAAAAUACAGAAUUCUCUAGACUGGUUAAAAAUACUGGUGAUUAAAAUGCUUAAGCAAUUUUUGAUAUUGCUAAAUAAAAGCAUAUCAAAAUAUGA